Trichomonas vaginalis G3 is the source of this 1098-nucleotide messenger RNA. RefSeq lists its product as uncharacterized. The coding region runs from base 1 to 1098 and encodes 365 amino acids. The record is from RefSeq and is a predicted model, not a curated record. Lineage: Eukaryota; Parabasalia; Trichomonadida; Trichomonadidae. The transcript has a single exon.
AUGGAUUCUGAAAUAUCAUCUACAUCAAAAAAACCACAAGGGUAUGACGACAUUCGCGCAAUUUUUCUUAACACAAUUGCUGCUCAAGUGAUGCACAAAGCAUCUAUUCAGUUAAAAGAAAGUCACGCAGUUGUAAUUCGCGAUACUCCAGAAUUAAUUUCUGGCGCUCAAUUCGUUAGCAACUUUUUAAUGAAAAAUGGAAUGGAGAAAACAUUAUUCACAGCGAAAUUAGAGUCAGGAGGUAAAGUUUCCAGUCAAAAAGAAAUGUAUCCACUUCAAAGAACAUUUAAAUUUAAUCCGAAUUUAGACUUUUUCGUUCAACUCAUCGGCAGCACUCGCCCUACAAUCGCUCGCAAAAUAAUGCCAAAAGAAUACAAAGAAUAUCAAGAUUCUUUAUCAGGAGAAAAUCAAGACGUAUCAGAAGCAAAAGACUUACGCAAAAAGAAUGGGCAUAGCCAUAGCCAUGCUCACCACAACCAAAUUGCCGCUAGAGACGUUAAUUUGCAAUCUUCAAGCCAUUCUCAUUCUCACAAACACUCGCACAAAGAUCACAGACCAAAACAUUACGAGCCAAUUGGUGGAAUUAAUCAAAAACCAUCAUUGGAAGAAAGAAUGAGAAAUAUUUUGAAGCCAACAUGGAAACCACAACAAGAUACAUCAUUUACAUCGCUUGGAAUUAAGUCACGCGACAUAGGCAAGCCGUAUUUCGCUUACGAUACUGAAGCAUUUCGCCAAGGCUACGGAAAGAAGAAAGGAAAGAUCCAAAAUAAGCCAGAAGAUGACGACCAAAUCGUUAUACAGCCUCCAAAAGCUAAAUCAUCCACUGCAUCUAAGAAACAACAGCAACCAACUCCAAUUGAACAAAAUCAGAAAACUCCAUCAAGGAAAGAGUCCAAAGUUGAACCUACACCAUCAGCAGUUACUUAUAAUCUACCAGAAGAAGAGGAAUUUGCUGAAGAGGAAGAAAUUCAAAAUGAAAUCGAAGAAAAAGAGCCAGAAAAGGAAGAAAACGAAGAGGAAGAAGAGGAGGAAGAGGAUGAUGAAGAAGAGGAAAUUAUUAUCGAGGAAGAGGAAGAAGAUGCUGCAGGUGAAGAGUAA